GUCCACAUGUCCUCUCUGAGUCCUGGUCUCACUCUGAAACAGGAAAUCCCAGAGACUCCACAGAUUAAAGAGGAGCCAGAAGAACAGCACGUCAAACAGGAGGAAGAGGAGCUGCAAGUGUCUGUCCCUGAGGCCAAUGAUGGCUGUGUGAAGACAGAAGAGUCCUCACUGUUUCAAAGAAAAGAAACUGAUCACAGAGAGGACAUCAACUCAGAGGCACAUGUCCACAGAGAGGACACACAGGGAGAGGACAUCAACUCAGAGACACAUGUCAACCCCGAGACUGAGGAAGACACGGAGCACUCUUCUGACACUGACAGUGAUGAAGACUGGAGUGCUCCAAUCGGCUCGUCAGCUGCACAGAUGGAGACAGAUGCAGAUGGAGACCACUACAACCAAGUCCAGAUCAGAGCCAAAAGCACCACUGCACCAAACUCAAGUCUAUCCCCCAAAUACAAGUCUGCACCAGAGACCAGAGCCACUGUGGACAAUGGGGACGUGUCAGGAACAGCUGAAGGAACUGCAGGGAAGAGACACCAGUGCUCUGUUUGUAAAAAGAGAUUUGGCUUAAAAAUAGAUUUAAUAAGACACUUUAGAAUUCACAGAGGAGAGAAACCUUACAGCUGUUCUGUCUGUGAGAAAGCAUUUAAUCAAAAGAGUAAUCUCACACAACACAUGAGAAUACACACAGGAGACAAGCCUUACAGGUGUUCUCUCUGUGAGAAAGCAUUUAUUCAAAAGAGUAAUUUUAUUUACCACAUAAGAACACACACAGGAGACAGACCUUACAACUGUUCUGUCUGUGAGAAAGCAUUUAUUCAAAAGAGUAGUCUUACAUAUCACAUGAGAAAACACACAGGAGAAAAGCCUUACAGCUGUUCUGCCCAGAGCAUUGAUGUGAAAAGACACAGGUGUUCUUUCUGUGAGAAAGCAUUUAAUCGAAAGAGUCAUCUCACAAAUCACAUGAGAACACACACAGGAGACAGGCCUUACAACUGUUCUGUCUGUGAGAGAGCAUUUAUUCAAAAGACUCAUCUCACACAACACAUGAAAACACACACAGGAGACAAGCCUUACAGCUGUUCUGUCUGUGAGAAGGCAUUUAUUAAAAAGAGUAGACUUACAUACCACAUGAGAACACACACAGAUGACAGGCCUUACAACUGUUCUGUCUGUGAGAGAGCAUUUAUUCAAAAGAGUAGUCUUACAUACCACAUGAGAACACACACAGGUGACAGGCCUUACAGCUGUUCUGUCUGUGAGAAAGCAUUUAUUAAAAAGUGUAGUCUUACAUAUCACAUGAGAAACCACACAGGAGAAAAGCCUUACAGCUGUUCUGCCCAGAGCAUUGAUGUGAAAAGUGAUACAAAAAGUCACACAGGAGAGAAAUAGUUUAAAAUAAAGUCUAACAAGCCUCAAACAGAGCAGUGCCUACAGUUAGCAUCACAC
This is a messenger RNA of Periophthalmus magnuspinnatus, 1449 nucleotides long. RefSeq names its product zinc finger protein 501-like. Gene Ontology annotation, biological process: regulation of DNA-templated transcription. The record is from RefSeq and is a predicted model, not a curated record. Lineage: Eukaryota; Metazoa; Chordata; Actinopteri; Gobiiformes; Gobiidae. Gene Ontology annotation, molecular function: DNA-binding transcription factor activity, RNA polymerase II-specific; RNA polymerase II cis-regulatory region sequence-specific DNA binding. Bases 7 to 1392 code for a protein of 461 amino acids. The transcript is spliced from 2 exons.